Procambarus clarkii (red swamp crayfish) is the source of this 339-nucleotide messenger RNA. Lineage: Eukaryota; Metazoa; Arthropoda; Malacostraca; Decapoda; Cambaridae. The record is from RefSeq and is a predicted model, not a curated record.
ACCAAUAUAGCUGCACACCACGUCACGCCCACGCCUCGCCUACGCCUCACCCACGCCUCGCCCGCGCCUCACCCACGCCUCGCCCACGCCUCACCCACGCCUCGUCCGCGCCUCACCCACGCCUCACCCACGCCUCGCCCACGCCUCACCCACGCCUCGCCCACGCCUCACCCACGCCUCGCCUCACCCACGCCUCGCCCACGCCUCACCCACGCCUCACCCACGCCUCGCCCACGCCUCACCCACGCCUCACCCACGCCUCGCCCACGCCUCACCCACGCCACUCACAAGCCUGGCCCUCUGCCCUUCUACACCAACAAAACCUUGAGGUACGAGUGA